Molecule: messenger RNA, 7160 nt
Organism: Parasteatoda tepidariorum (common house spider)
Lineage: Eukaryota; Metazoa; Arthropoda; Arachnida; Araneae; Theridiidae
Product: fibroblast growth factor receptor 4
Biological process (GO): positive regulation of kinase activity; multicellular organism development; cell surface receptor protein tyrosine kinase signaling pathway
Cellular component (GO): plasma membrane; signaling receptor complex
Molecular function (GO): ATP binding; transmembrane receptor protein tyrosine kinase activity
Source: RefSeq, a predicted model, not a curated record
AUUUUACUGAGCACAGGACUUUUCCAGGGAGCGGCAUCGUCAUUUGCGGAAAAUAAAUUGGGUCUCUGUUCUGAGAAAAGCGCCUUGGCUGUCACUUGGCGAUGUUCUCUUUGCUGUUUUUAGAUUGGACGGACGCUUAGAGAAAGUUUUUCUGCCUGCUCUUCAUCUUCGUUUUUCCUCUCGUCCCUGUCAAUUUUUGAAGUAAACCUUUUGUAAGCACGUGGGGUGUUAUGGUAAAUGUAAAUCGUAGUGCUUUGGAAAUGGCUUAACGAAAAGGUCUCCUUUCAGAUUUGUAUGAAUUCUGUGGAGAUUCAAUUUAAAAAUUCUUAAUUGAGGAAUUGAAUUGGAAAUGAUCACGCCUUUUUUUUAACUUUUGCGCUCAUUUCAAGGACGAAUCAGCGUAGGUUGUUUUGAUUGUGAGUCAACUUGAGUGCGGGUAUAAUUGAAUUAUGAUUUGAACCAUGAGUUGUUCCAAGUUGAUAGUUAUAGCCUGUGUAUUAUUCUUUUCUUCUUUGUUACUGAAUGGGACAUAUGCUGAGGAAGAUAAUAGUAUCUUCUCAACUCAUCCAAGUGAAUCAUCAGAAAUUCCACAUGCCAACAAUAUCACAUAUUUCUAUUUUUCUACUGGUGAUAAAGUAUUUUUGGAAUGCUUAACAACUAAUGAAACAACUUUUUUACAAAUCAAAUGGUUUAAAAAUAAAGAUUUGCUCUCUACGAAUCAACGUACAAUUGUUCAAGAUGGGUCUCUUACUUUAUUAAAUCUCACUGAACAGGACCAAGCUACCUAUAGGUGUGUGGUACCCAGUAGGGAGGGCACCAAAGUAAAUGAUUUUCAUUUGUUGUUAAAAAGCCCUGAAUCUGAGACUAAAGAACCAACUGACUACAAUGGAUAUUUCCAAAAUCAAACAGCCUUAUUAGGAGAUAAUGCCACAUUAGUUUGUAAAUAUACUAUUAGUGGAAAACAUUUAGUGAUGUGGAUCAAAUACCUGGAGAUAAAUGGUAGUUAUGUUGAUGAAGCAGGCAGACCAUAUACUAAAACAAUUGAAUCUUCAUACCUUAUGGAUUCAAAUGAAGCAAAGUUAGAUUUGUUUGAUGUCUCUUUUGAGGAUGCUGGACAUUAUUCUUGUAUUAUUAAUAGUGAAGUGCAAAGCUUACAACAUGAUGCUUGGCUUACAGUUUUACCUUUAAACUAUACCAGCUAUGUGAUGCCCAUGUUUAAUGACUCAGAAUCCCUCGUGUAUGAUUCUAAACAUGGUGUAUUUCUCAACAAGCCUCCAGUUUUCCUUCAAAAUCUCACAGAUGAGAAUAUUGUGAGCAGAGUUGGAUCAACAUUGACAUUAGAAUGCCCUGUUAUGGGGGAUCCUCCACCCAAAAUAUUUUGGUCUAAAGAUGGCAAAGAUAUCAAAAAGAAAAGUCAAAUAAUUUUGAAGAAUUGGAAAUUGAAAAUAGACAUUCUUAAGUUGGAAGAUGUUGGGAAAUACACAUGCUUUGUAAACAAUACUGAAGGCAGCAUUGAACAUACUUUCACUUUAGUUGUGACUGAUCCAAUUCGACCUCCUACUUUACUCAAACGCCAUAAGAUGAUAUCGUUUGUUGCGCUGCCAGCUGGACAGUCAGAAACAUUGCGAUGUGUGGCAGAUGGUAAUCCUAAACCUGAAAUUAAAUGGUAUAAAGAUGGUCAAGAACUUAAAAAAUCAGAUCGUGUUCAGUUUAAAAAAUGGCAAUUAAACCUUGAUCAUUUGACUGUGAGAGAUAAUGGAGUCUACACCUGCAUUGUUUGGAAUGAAUUGGGGGAAUUUAGUUUCAAUUAUACUUUAGAAGUUGCUGAGCGAUUGCCUCAUCGUCCUAUAAUAAAAGAGAAUCACCCUGGAAAUCAGACAGUAUAUAUUGGAGAAACUGUUACAUUUCAAUGCAAAUAUAUAAGUGAUCUCCAUCCAGCAUUGUGGUGGGUGAAAUAUUAUGAGGUGAAUGGCAGCCAUUAUGAUGAAGAAGGUUAUUUAAAUGCAAGGGCAGUAUUUUCUACAGAUCCCAACAACACCAAUCAUGAUUAUCUUAUAUUGAAAAAUGUUACUUACGAAGAUGCUGGACGAUAUGCCUGUUUUGUAUCCAAUACAUUCGGAGAAUCUAAGCAAGAUGCAUGGUUAACUGUUUUACCACCUGCUGUUUUAAAAAAGCCACAGUUUCCAUCAAUCUGGGUUGUUUUUAUAUCAUGUGCAUCAAUUUUAUGCCUUGCUUCCCUAUCUUUGUGCUUUUGUUAUUAUCGACAAAAACAAGAGAAACGAAGGUUAAAGCUGCUGGCAAGCAAACCUGUUAAUGUAUAUUUAAGAAAGAGAGUAAUUUUGGAACCACAGGGUUCUGGAAGUACUCAAAAUUUAAUGGCUCCUUUGGUGAAAAUACAACCAUUUGAAUCUGAAUAUCAUAAUGAUUCUACGGCUACUUUAGAAUACGAGUUUCCUGUUGAUCCUGUGUGGGAGCUACCUAGGGAAAACUUGGUUUUUGGAAAAGAUCUUGGUAGAGGAGCAUUUGGACAAGUAAAACUUGCUGAAGUGAUGACUGUGUGGGGAAAACCAUUAAUGGUUGCAGUAAAAAUGCUGAAAGAUGGUUAUACAGAUCAAGACAUGAUAGAUUUAGUAUCUGAAGCUGAGAUAAUGAAAACAGUGGGGAAGCAUCCUCAUAUCAUUAAUUUAUUAGGUUGUUGUACUCAAAAUGGACCAUUGUAUGUUGUAGUUGAAUAUGCAGCGAAUGGAAAUUUAAGAGAUUACCUUCGUAUUCACAGACCUGUGCCAGGUUAUGAAAUUUCUAACUCUGAAAGAGAAUUAAUAUCUGAAAAAUGUUUGGUAACUUUUGCAUAUCAAAUUGCUAAAGGAAUGGAAUAUUUAGCUUCCAAAAAGUGCAUUCAUCGAGACUUGGCUGCUAGAAAUAUUCUUGUGAUGGAAGAUAAAAUGCUUAAGAUUGCUGAUUUUGGUUUCGCAAGAGAUGUCCAUGAAAAUGAAUACUACAGAAAAAGGAAAAAUGGGUUACUUCCAAUCAAAUGGAUGGCGAUUGAAUCUUUGAUUGAUAGAAUAUACACUUGCCAAAGUGAUGUGUGGUCAUUUGGAGUUCUGAUGUGGGAAAUAAUGACACUUGGCGGAUCACCCUAUCCCACUCUUCCAUCUGAGAGGCUCUUUGAUUAUUUGAAGAAUGGUCAAAGACUAGAAAAACCAACUGGGUGCAGUAUAGAAGUGUAUUCACUAAUGUUAGAUUGCUGGAGAGCACAUGCUGGUGAUAGACCUACAUUUUCAAUUUUAGUCAGAAAAUUGGAACAAUUAAUCCUGAAAUCAUCUGAUGUGGAAUAUCUUUGUUUGGAUUAUGAAUAUGAAGAAUCUACCAGCAUAUCAACAGAUUCUGAUAGUGAUUCAGAUUCAAAUAACGUUUGAAUGGAACUGUAUUUGUUUUGUCAGUAUUUGUGCACAUUUAAAGAUCUCAGGAUUAACAGUUAUUUUCUGAACAUUUACUAGGUUGAAAGCAACAUGUCUGUGUAAAUAUAGUUGUGUGUCAUUUUUAUAAUUAGGAAUAUAAAUAACAAAUUAUACUGCACAGACAAAAGUCAUUUGUAAAACCAAUAUAAGGUAAACAACCAUUGUAAGUUUUUAGCUUCUUCAUUGUAUUAUAAAUCAUUAGUUUAGUUAUUAACUAUUAAAUCUGAAAAAUAUCUCAUUUUGCAGAAUCUCAUGCUACAGAAUCUAAAUUUUUAUAAUGUGUUUGUUGUAAUUUAUACUUUUUAAUUUUUCUAGCAGCUUUGAUUUUUUUUUAUAAGAUGUAUGAGUAGCUUCAUGAAAGACUAUGUUAUUUGAAUAAAUGUAGUGUAUUUAUGUGUAUAAUAUUUGCAUCUUUUUUGUGAAAGACAAGCCACUCUGUGAGUUUAUGUUUUUUUUCUCCAAACAAUCAUUAUUUUGUUAUAAAAAAUUAUGAUGAUCGGACAAGCUAAUAUUGACAUUGUUAGCAUAUUGAAUCAUUAGAACUUUUUUGUGAUAGAUUUAAGUGUAAGUUAAACUUAUUUGAUCAAAUUAGAAUAGAAAUAACAUUUGUAUGUGUUACUUGAUCAAAUAUUUGCAUCUUUUUAUUUGUUUUAAGAUAAACCACCUGGUAAGUGUAUGUUAUUGUUAGAAGAAAUAUAAAUUUGUGAUAAGAAAUCUAACAAUGGUUCAUUGGACAUUCUUUUUUCUUGACUUUGUUAGCUCCUUGAAUCAUGGUAACAUUUUUGUAGCCUGUUUAAGCAUGUGUUAAAGUUAUUUGAUCAAACUAAAAUAGAAAUGUUAUUUGAGGUAAUCAAAACAUAUUUAUAUUAUAUGAUCAAAUAUUUGCAUCUUAUUUCUGAAAAAAGAGCCAUCUGAGGUGAUGUUAUGGUUUGAAUGAAAAUAAUUUAUGUGAUAAAAUAUUAUGAUUUCACAAGCUGACAGGAGCAUUUCUACUUUGUAGAAUCAUGAUAUUUUUGUGACAGGUUAUUUGAUCAAAUUAAACUAGCUCAUAUAAAUGAGCAGACACUGUACUGAUCAAUUCAAAAGUGUGUUAAUUGUAUAUAUGUGAUAGCUGGAAACUUUCCGCAUGAACCAAAGAUAAUGACAUUUAUGUACCUGAUGAUGUUUAAUAUUUGUGGUGUUAUAAUAAAUCUGAAUUAGGAAAUUCAGAUAUUUCUAAUGUGCAAUAUAAUUAAAAAUUAUAGUAACAAUAUGAUUGCAAUUCUAACACUUUAUAUUUCUUUUUUUAAAGUUUUAAUUCUAUAACUUUAAAAUAUUGUAUUUUGGUGCCAUUUGUCUUUGUGUUAGUACCAGAGAAUUAUAAAGUUAUCAAAUUAUGCUAAUUUUAUAAUUUUUCUACUUCAAUAGUUGUUUUAAAUAAAUACAGUUGAAUCUCAUUAAUGUCAACUUGUAGGGAUACAUAAAAAUUUUUCAUGAUUAAAGCAGUCCACUUUAUAAAUUUAGAUGCUUUUUUUUUCAUAAAAAUUGUUUAAUACACAAAAAUUUGAUAUUGACAAUAUAUAACAUAGUUUUAAAAUGGAAAUAACUUUUUCAAGUAUGUAGAAUAAUUUAUAUUUUAUGUCAAUAAAAAAAAAAGUAUUUUUAUCACAAUUUUAAAUCAUUUAUAACUUGAAAAGGAAAAAUUGGAUUUAAAAUCAAAAAGUUAAAAAAAAAUGUGUUGUUCAUUUUACACAAAUAAAUGCUGACUGCCAAACCACAUUAUUCAUUUAUAAAAUUCAUAUGAAGAUAAAAAAUUUCAUAUUUUUUUUUAAAGAAAUGUGUGAAUUAGUACUAGAGAUUUCUCUGAAUAACCCAUGUGUGAAGAAUUCUGAUGACAUAUUUAUCCAAGGAUAUGGAAGUUUUUUGAGAAAACAUUUACAUGAAAUUAUCCUAACACUGGCUAAAGAAGACUAUUCAUAUUAAAAGCACCAAAAGAACUUAUCCUGUUAGAUAAGAAUGUUGGUUCAGCCUUUCCAACAAAUUGGUUCCAAAAACCAUUUGCACAUUGUUUGGUAUUAUUACUCUAACAAAGGGAAUAUUUUUCAGAAAUACUUAAUAGAAUUAUUAAUUUUCUUACUGAAUUUUAUUAUCUGAGUGAAUAUAAAUUUUCUGAUCACAUUUAAAGCUAAGUUCCCCUAGAAAGAUAUUUUACAUUAAGUGUAUUCAUUGUAUAAGUGUUUAAAAACAUUGUAUCUGCGUACAAUUUUGAAUACUAGUUCAUAUUAAAACAAAUUCAGGUUAAGUAUGUUUACGAGAUUCAACUGUAUCUUUAUUUUAUGACUAAUUAGUUUCAUGUCUUGUUUUUCAAUAAAUGUCAGAAAAAAUAUGCUAGAAAUUGUAUUUAAAUGUUUGGUUUUUGUAUUUAUGCCAAAAAAAAUAAUUUUUUUUUUCAUAAUCUGUAACAUAUGUUUUUGUGUCAGAAUACAUAUAUAGAAGAAGGCUAGGUGCCAAAGAUAGCAAUAUUUAUUUGUUAUAUUAUUAAAUGUUUGAUUUUAUGCGUUUUAAAGAAAAAAGAGGCAAUUUAAUACAUAUUUACAUUACUGUGAAUUUGUGUCUAUAAGUGAUUAUGAUUUCUUAUUAUAAUUAGGAAAUUGUUAAUACAUUGCUAAUUUUACUUCUAUUUGCGUUAUGGCUGCUUUAAGUUCAGCAAUUUUUUAAUACCUUUCAUUGUUGCAUUUAUUAUUUAUAAUUUUGGAAUUUUACUGUUUUAAAUCAUUCGUGAAUUUCAUAUUUUGUUUGUGUUCCCCUAUUUCAUUGAAAUGUUUAAUCAUAAAAACUGGAAUUUACAGAAGCAAGCAUAUAAUUUGAAAUUGGUUUAAAUAACAAAUAAUAGUUUAAAAUAAUUUGGCUAGUCUCAUCCUAUGCAAUGAGAGCUUUUAGCCACUGAGUCAUCGCAACUCAGUAAUAUUUCUUAAAAUCAUUUCAUUAUUCUGUCUUUAAAUACUAUAUCAAAAGUAUUAAAUUGCUUACAAAUAUUUGAAGUCAAAAACAAGUUUUUGAAAAUCUAUAUAAUUUUAUUUUUUUCUGUUAACAUUCUUGAUUUUAUUUUUUUGAAAUUUAGGUUUAUUAGGUAAUAAUUUGUAUAUUUAGCAAACAGUUAUGUUUUAUUUGUGGGAAGAUUUUUGUAGUCGGCUGCAGUCUAAUUCAACUGCAAUAUUAUAUUAUUGAAAUGAAUAAUAAUUAUUUUAUAGAUAUGUUUAAAGUACGUAUGUUGUGUGUUAAAGCUGAUUAUUGGUGCUUCAAGUAACUGAAAAUAUUUUUUAUGUUUCAAAUCAAAGUUGUGAAUUUAAAUUUGCCUGUUAAGUGUUCUAAUAAUGUUAUACAUUAAUGUGCCUCUUGUAUUGUUAAGAUACUGAAAUAGCAGCCAAUACAUAUUAUAUUUUAUUAGCAUUAAAUGAUUAGCUGUUUAUAAAAUGAGUGCAUCUAUUCUUAUAAGUAUUUUUAAUUUCCAUAUUUUUUUCUUCAAAAUAUUUUAUAAUCGCAAAAAUACAUUUUUAAAAAGGUCAAUAAAAAUUUUUAUUCCAGUUAUUGUCUUUUUUCGGGAUUUCAUAAUUAGAAAAGAAUUUUCUAAACAUUUGUUUUGUAUAUAUUUUAUGUCUUGACUUUUUAUUAAAGUAAAAUAAUUUGUAAACAUGUUGAAUAAAGUUACAAAUUGUAAACAAG